Peromyscus californicus insignis is the source of this 2589-nucleotide messenger RNA. RefSeq names its product ankyrin repeat and SOCS box containing 18 (gene Asb18). The record is from RefSeq and is a predicted model, not a curated record. Gene Ontology annotation, biological process: neuronal action potential; negative regulation of delayed rectifier potassium channel activity; intracellular signal transduction. Lineage: Eukaryota; Metazoa; Chordata; Mammalia; Rodentia; Cricetidae. The transcript has 6 exons. Gene Ontology annotation, molecular function: transmembrane transporter binding. Gene Ontology annotation, cellular component: membrane; axon initial segment; synapse. Bases 1 to 1404 code for a protein of 467 amino acids.
AUGUCCAGUUGGGACUCACCACCAGAUUACCCCCUCAGUUCAGACUUAGUGAGGAGAUUAAAGUCUGCCCUGGCCACUGGGGACAAGGACACUGUGCAGGAACUGAUCUGCACUGAGGUGGAGCCCGUGGACGCCGUGAUAGAGCUGGCUAAUGACGACUGGAUGAAGGAGCCCUCAGCUCAGCUGCCCACGGGAGCGCUGCUAGGAGACCUGGACCAUAUUCUAUCCCUCAUGGACCAGUUCUUCCAGGAUGCCAACGUGGUGUUUGAGAUCACUAAUGGAGAGAUGGAGUGGCAGGUGACAUCCUUGGCCACUUUUGGGCUCUCAGGCCUCUGGACCCUGGAGUACAAGCGGGAGCUCACCACACCGCUGUGCAUCGCUGCAGCCCACGGCCACGUGAUCUGCGUGCGACACCUUCUCAGUCACAGCGCUGAUCCGGAUGCCAGGCCCGGAGGUCGUGGUGCCCUACACGAGGCCUGCCUCGGGGGCCAUACCGCCUGCACCCGGCUGUUGCUGCAGCACGGGGCAGACCCAGAUCUGCUCAGCGCCGAGGGCCUAGCACCCCUGCAUCUGUGCCGCACACCCGCCUCUCUGGGGUGCGCGCAGGCGCUGCUGGAGCACGGCGCGACAGUACAGCUGGAGUGCGGCCCUGGCCGGGACACACCGCUGCACGUGGCGGCCCGGUACGGCCUGGACGAGCACGCGCAACUCUACCUGGGCCGCGGCGCGCGCGUGGACGCGAGGAACGGUCGCGGCGAGACAGCCUUGAGCGCGGCGUGCGGAGCGGCGACGCGGAGCCCUGACGAGCACGCGCGCUGCCUGCGGCUGUGCGCGCUCCUGCUGCGCGGCGGCGCGGCGGCAGACGCGCGCGACGAGGACGAGCGCAGCCCGCUGCACAAGGCCUGCGGCCGCGCGCGCCCCAGCCUGUGCACGCUCCUGCUGCUGCACGGCGCCGACGCGGGCGCGCUCGACUACGGUGGAGCGUCGCCGCUGGCUCGCGCACUGCACACGGCCACGUGCGCGCCCCCGGCAGCGCUGCAGCGCACGGUGCAGGCUCUACUCAACCACGGAUCCCCCUUGGUGUGGCCCGACGCCUUCCCCAAGGUGCUGAGGACCUGUGCACAGGUGCCCGCUGUCAUUGAAGUUCUCUUCAACUCCUACACUAAGCUCCGAGUUUCCGAGUCUUGGCAAGAGGUGAUUCCUGAAGAAGUAUACCAGAUGCACGAGCCUUUCUACAGGUCUUUCUUCGCCUUGGCGCACACCCCAUGCUGUCUGCGGCACCUUUGCCGCUGCGCCAUCCGAAGGCUCUUAGGCAAGAAGUGUUUUCUCCUUGUGCCCCAGCUACCCCUCCCCGAGACCCUGCAAACGUAUCUGCUUCUGGAGCCAGAGGGUGUUCUGUGUUGAAACCACAGCCCUGGAGCUCAGGUUCUUCUCUGCAUCUUUGUCCGUCUGCAGACGGUAUGUGAGGAAGCACCCUGGGGUACACAAUCCAGCCCCCUCCAUCUCCCAGCUGACCAGGGGAGGCCCAGACCCACAAGCCUCCGGUUCACCUGAAAUGGAGUUGGAAAUAAAAACCCUCUCUGUUAUUGGAGCUGGAGAGAUGACUCAGCAGCGAAGAGCUUCUGUCUGCUCUUGCAGAGGACCUGGGUUCAAUUCCCAGCACUCACCUGGUUGCUCACAGCUAUUCCUAACUCUAGUUCCAGGGGAUCUAGGGCCCUCUUCCGACCUCCAGAGGCACUGCAUGCACAUAUAUGCAUUCAGGCAAAACAGUCACACAAAGUAAAUAAACGUUUAAAAAAAUUUUUUUAGAAAACGCUGUCUCUUGGUUGUGAGGAGCACAUGGUCAGUGGCAUGGUAGUUGUGGUCAGAAAGUGCCCGAUACCAAAGUCAGACUAAGAGAUGUGAUUGGGUUCCAAGGUGUAGCUCUGGCCCCUGUGGGUCAGCAGCGUGGCACAUCCUCCCUGGGCUUGUAGGAAAGGCUGCCCACCCUCCUGGAGCCAAGUCACCUGGCGGGAGCUGUGCCCAGAACAUAGCAGACCCCGCCCUCCACUGGGAGGACACCAGCUCCAGGGGCCAGUGUACCUUCUCAGCACCCACUGUGCUUGUAAACACACGAGAACCCAGUCCUCCCAGGACGUGGAGGAUGAUAAGCCAGAUCUUGAUCAUUUAGAAGUCUUCUGCCUCCUACCAGAUCAACCGUUGUUCAUCCCGCUCUGGGAAAUGAUGCCAGAAGUCAGAUGCCAGGAAAAGCACAUGGACUGAGGAGUGCCUAAGCUCGGCCUAAGUGUUACUCAGUAAGAGAUGUCCAAACAUCAAGGCCUGCACUCACUUAGUUCUUCGUUCUCAUGCUUCAACACAGGGGGCCUUGCUGACCCCAAGGAUCAACCCCACCCAUGACAAGCCAGUCCCUAGAAAGAGAAAGAAACUCUCUGCUGACCAUGCUUGGCCUGUUCAAGCUAGCCAUCCUGAAGCCCACAUGUGGCCACUGCCUUCAUUAGACUGUCAGUUAGGACUCUGCUCUGCCCUGACCUCUCCACGACCAGCAGCCAGACACCUAGAAAGAAAUGCUGGACAGACAGCGGUGGUGCA